UCAGCCUGUGGCGCUGGGAGCUCGGAGUACGGCGGCAGGUUUGUAAAGAGCCUGGCGACUGUCUUCCUGUAGAGGGGGUUGAAAGUUAUUUAGGGUAUGAAAGUCAGAUACCAAAUCUCUGGAGCUGUGCCAAGGAUAUAGAUUCUUCAGUACCAGACUACAAUAACUUCCAGAUGGCUACCUCAGCAGACUUGAAUUGGGAAGAAAACUUGAUGGCCCACUGGAUGGCUAACUCUUCCCGUGCCGGAGUCAUACUAAAUCCUGCUUUCCCUACUUUAAAAGCAGCUAGAGCUAUUGGUAUUGAAAAUACCUUAUCUAGCUCAUUACACAGCUCAAGCAGCACUUCCCUAAGUGAAGACUCUCUACCUAGUGGUCAGGCUAGUGGUCAAGCCUUGGACCUUAGCAGCCCUUGUGCGGAAAAAUCGGACACAUCUAAAGGGCUUUUUCUGCCUUCAUUGGCUAAGAAAGAGCAAGUUCUCCUGGGUAAGGAUGCUGCAGCCCAGCGGAAAGCCCAGCAAACUGAUGUGGAGUGUGAUAAAUGCCACAAUCUGGAUGAAGAUUGUAAUACUGAACUACUUCUGCAGAAGCUUGAGCAGCUCAAAGGUUUGCAACAAUACAAGCAGGAGCAGCUGAGGAGACAACAAAUGGGGCAAAUUCAGAGGUUACUGGAAGAGCAACAGAAACUCCUUUCCAUGGUCUCUGAGCAGCAAGUGCACACUGGAGGAAAUAGUCAAUCUCCAGAGCAAACUAUACUGGGGCAUGUAGAUGAUGCAAUUAGCUGUGAAGACACAGAGAACAUAGAGACCUCUGGAUGUUUGUCAGGAGAGAAAUGCUUGGGGAUUCUUAAUACAGAGGAAAGACCUAUCCCUGCUACCAUUCAAGAGAGAACACAGACAUUUGAAGAAUUUUUGGAAGAGCAGAUACAACUGGAAGAGCAGCGACUGAGCCAAAAAGACGUAAAGGAUGCUGGAAAACCAACUUUCCAGAAACCAGUUACAAAGAAACCCUUUCUGAAGCGAGGUGAAGGUUUAGCUAGGUUUACCAAUCCCAAAUCUAAAGUUUCUAAACAAAAAGAAAGCAAAGUAGCCCUUCAUCCCGAUGCCUCAGAAGUAAAAAAUGCAGUUAAAGCAGAGAAACCGCAGCUUAAUCGGAAAAUGGCCCUUUCAAAUAAAGAUUACAUUUCUGACAAUUUUGUGUCUAAAAAUGGUAAUCAAAACACUAAAACAAAGAAGGCUUGUGUUCUUCCUGCUCGGAAAACAACAGUGCUCAGGAAUUGCACUGGGAAAGGUACCCCUUUCUCCACAAAACAAAACCCCAGUGAAAGAAAACCUGGAGAACUGAAAAAUUCUAUCAGAUCAGGAACAAGUGGCGGUAGAGAAAAGAAUAAAGAAAAUUUAAUGGCACUUUCAAAGCUGGAUGAAAUUGACACCAAAUUGCCAGAACAAAAAUAUGAGCAACCAACAGAACUGAACAAAUGUCUGAGAAACUCAUCUGAAAAAGAUUCAGAACUUUCUUUUGAGGUUUCUUUUCAGAAGAAGUUGGAAAACUGGGAAACGGAAAAGGAAAAAGAAAAAAAUGAAUUGGAUGAAUUUUUGUUUCUAGAACAGGUUGCUGAUGAAAUAUCUUUUGCUAGCAAUUCCUCACUUGUAAUUACGAUCUUGGACCAAGGCCAGCAAAUAUCCACAGGGCGCAGGCUGUCUUCUACUCCUGUCAAAUCAAGGCACAGGCAAAAUGAUGUGCUAGAUAUUACUGAAGUGAACAGCAGAAAUGGAGAGCAGUGCAUUUCCCAAGAAGCUAACAAUGAAAGGGACAGUAGCACAGCCAUUGCUACUCAGGCACCUGGGGUGCUGAAGGAUAAUCAAAAUAAGACCAUUAUUAAAAUGCUUCCUGCUAUUCCCACUGCUGAGUUUCAAGAUUUUGGAAAUACUGAGUGGGAUGAAGAUAAAUCCAAUGAAAGCAGUGAUACGACUUCUGAUGAAGAAUUUGAGAUUACCAUAAAGCCUGUCAGUGAGAGAGCUCAAAAGCUUGCUUUGAAUACUAAGGGUGGCAGUCCUGAAGGACAGGUAAAGGGCAGAAGCAGAGAAGCCAGUCCCGGUUUACUAGACAGAGAUUUUAGCAGCAACCUUCCCAGUGAGAUGAGCAAGCCUGCUCUGUCUCCAGGUGUGUCCUGUGCAAACGAGAGUCAAGUUGAUUUUGAUGAUGAAACAUCCUGGUCUGAUUUUGAAGAGAAUGAAAGUCAACGUACCCAAGUUCCAAACACUGAAGGAGUUAAUCAAGUGCUUCUCUCCCCUGACUGUUCUGGCAAGAGUGAGACAUUCUGCCCAGAUAAAGUGAUAAAAAGGAAGGUUGCCUUGAUGAAGAAAGGGGAUGCAACGCCUAAGCAAAGUGUGACCGAUACUGAGGAAGCCACUCCCCCUGUAGCAGAUCUGAUGCUGAAGUUUUUUCCUUCUCUGAGGCCCAAGGAAAAGUCAGAUGCACCACAAAGACAAGAAGCCAAACCCAGUAGGGCUCAGGAGGAAUUGGGAGGAGACACUGUUCGUUCCCAGCUCUUGAGAGAGAAACUUGUUGAAUUGGAAACGGAAAUUGAAAGAUUCAGGGCAGAAAAUGCAUCCCUUAUAAAACUUCGAGAAGAACGUGAGAAUGCUUUGGAAAGUCUCAGGAAAGAAAUUGCAGACUUUGAAAAACAAAAAACAAAAGAACUGGUUCAAAUAGAAGAAUUUAAAAAAGAAGAAACAAGAAAGCUGCAAAAAGAACGUAGAGUUUUUGAGAAGUAUGCACAGGCUGCUAGAGCCAUUCCAGAUAAAAAAGAACGUGAUGAAAUUCAGGCCUUGAAACAGCAAAUGGCAACCUUGCAGGAAGAUUUAAAAAGAAGAGAAACAAAAUGGUCAGCCACCCACUCUCGUCUUAGAGACCAAAUAGAGACUUUAACCAGUGAGAAUAUGCAACUACGAGAAGAGAUCAAAAUUAUGGAAAGAUUUCGCUUGGAGGCUUGGAAAAGAAAAGAAACAUCUACAAACAAGAAAACAGAUGGUUCUGGUUCUUCAAAAAAGGCUGAAGUUACCCAUUUGCCAGCUGCAUUGCAAAAAAACCAGGCUGUGUCUACAGUUCAUCAAGCAGAAAAAAGCACCAAUGGCAAAAGUGUUUUGCCAUCACAAGGAAGAUCUUUUGCAAACCUGACGCUAGCAGCUGCAGCUGAUGAAAGUAACUUCGACAGUAUGGCAAUGACUUUUGAAGAUUCCUCCAAGACAUUUAUGAAGGGCAAUGGAACUGUUGAGCCCUUGUCAGCAGUAAUUCUCGAUUCUUCAGACAGUGCAGAAGUAGAACGGGAAGCUAAUUAUCCAGAUGGCAAGGUUGAAAAAUUUUUUAAAAAUGGUGCCCACCUUAUCAUCUUCCCUAAUGGUACAAGAAAAGAAGUAAGCUGCGAUGGGAAGAUUACGACUGUAACCUUUUUUAAUGGAGAUGUAAAACAAAUUCUGGAGGAUCAGAGAGUAAUCUACUAUUAUGCAGAUGCCAACACUACUCACACCACAUACCCCACAGGUUUAGAGGUUCUGCAUUUCUCAAAUGGACAAAUAGAAAAGCAUUUUCCAGAUGGAAGGAAAGAGAUUGUAUUCCCUGAUCAAACCAUUAAGAAUGUGUUCACGGAUGGACGAGAAGUAAACAUUUUUCCUGAUGGCACCAUUGUCCACAUUCAAACGGAUGGAAGUAAGAUUAUAGAGUUCUGCAAUGGUCAGCAAGAAGUGCAUACAGCUCACUUCAAAAGACGUGAGUAUCCUGAUGGUACCAUCAAAACUGUGUAUGCUGAUGGACGGCAGGAGACACAAUAUGCCUCAGGUCGCAUAAGAGUUAAAAAUAAAGAUGGUGAUAUUAUUAUGGACACUCUACCAUAAAUGUUCAUAUUUUGCUGUCAUGUUUUGUUUGUAGCAUUCUUUAAACACUAUUCUAACUUACAGAAAAUGUAUUUAAAUACUUUGUACAGAGGCAAUAAAAGUGUUUGACUUUUUUUAAACAAUUCA
Varanus komodoensis (Komodo dragon) is the source of this 4016-nucleotide messenger RNA. Its product is annotated as centromere protein J-like. The transcript is spliced from 16 exons. The coding region runs from base 174 to 3890 and encodes 1238 amino acids. Gene Ontology annotation, molecular function: tubulin binding. Gene Ontology annotation, cellular component: centrosome; centriole; nucleus. The record is from RefSeq and is a predicted model, not a curated record. Lineage: Eukaryota; Metazoa; Chordata; Lepidosauria; Squamata; Varanidae. Gene Ontology annotation, biological process: cilium assembly; centriole elongation.